AAAUAUUGACCGAAGUAACUAAGUACAUGCACGUGUAGUGUAUAGUAGGAAUAUUUCACUAAAUAGAGACACCAGUUCAAAUCUUGAUAGCAUGAUGGAGACUGAGGAAACUGACAAUGACUCAGAUACAAAACCAGCUCGGGGAACCUGGACCGGAAAACUUGAUUUCUUGCUCUCGUGCCUGAGUUAUGCUGUUGGGCUUGGCAAUCUUUGGCGUUUUCCAUACCUUUGUUACAGAAAUGGAGGGGGAGCAUUCUUGAUCCCGUACAUCGUGAUGCUUGCUGUAGCUGGCAUUCCUCUGUUCUUUCUUGAACUUUCCUUUGGUCAAUUUGCCAGUCUAGGUGUUGUCCAUGUAUGGAAAGUCAGUCCUUUAUUCCAAGGUAUAGGAUAUGGCAUGUUCCUGGUGUCAUUAUUUAUUGGAAUCUACUACAACAUGAUCAUUGCCUGGACAUUGUUCUACUUGUUUGCUUCUAUGAGAUCGACUCUUCCCUGGGCUAGCUGUGACAAUGAAUGGAACACACCAGCUUGCAGUUUGUCCAACUUAGCAGCACAAAAAAACUGCACAAACCAUAGCGGUGUACUGUACAAUGGGACAUGUUACACUGAACAACUACAUGGUCUCUCGACCUUCAAUCACAUCAGCAACUUGUCAGAGGCCCAAGAAGAUACAAAAAAGAUGCCAAGUGAUGAAUAUUUCCAUAACUUUGUGUUGGAUAUAUCUGAAGGAUUUCAUGACAUGGGCGAGAUAAGAUGGCAAUUGGCAUUGUGUUUGCUUCUUGCUUGGGCUCUGGUGGCUGGGUGUCUGGCCAAAGGCAUCAAAUCACAAGGAAAGGUGGUCUACUUUACUGCGUCAUUCCCCUAUAUUGUGUUGAUAGUCCUCUUGAUUCGAGGCCUCACCCUGCCUGGCUCUGUAAAUGGUGUCAUCUACUACCUCACACCACAAUGGCAUAGACUGCUUACUGCUAAGGUAUGGGGAGAUGCAGCUGUGCAGAUCUUCUUCUCCUUGUCCCCAUGUUGGGGAGGCCUCAUCACUUUAGCGAGCUAUAACAAGUUCAACAAUAACUGCCUUAGAGAUUCAAUUGUGGUCGCUAUAGGGAACUGCUUUACAAGUGUCUUUGCUGGCUUUGUUCUUUUCUCCAUCAUUGGAUUCAUGGCACAUGAGUUAGACACUGACAUCAGUGAAGUUGCAACCCAAGGGGCUGGCCUUGCAUUCAUUGUGUACCCUGAAGUUGUAACCCGCUUGCCACUUUCUCCUCUCUGGGCCAUACUGUUCUUCCUUAUGCUCAUAACAUUGGGAUUAGGAACGCAGUUUUCGAUUGUGACUACCAUCCACACAUGCAUACUGGACAGUUUUCCCAAUGUGCUGAGGAAAGGCAGGAGACCAACUCUGGUGAUAGUCUGUAUUUGUGCAGUCAUGUUUUUACUAGGACUCUCAUGUGCAUCUGAGGGAGGCAUGUUUAUGCUUCAACUGAUGGACAACUACUCAGGAACGUACUCAGUGCUGAUCUUGGGGUUCACAGAAACAGUUGUACUUGUCUAUGUCUAUGGUUAUGAGAAUUUCAGUCAUGAUAUUGAAUUAAUGCUGAGCAAGCCACUUCAUCCACUAUGGAAAUGGAUGUGGAAAUACAUUACGCCUCCCGUUUUAGUAGGAAUAAUGACGUUUACAUGGAUCGACUUCAAACCUUCAAACUAUGAUGAUUACAAAUUUCCGGUGUGGGCUGAUAUUCUCGGUUGGUUGAUGUCACUGUCAACUAUACUUCCUAUACCUAUGUUUGCCAUCUAUAAGGUGUACACCCUUGACAUUAAAAUGUCAAUAUGGGAGGUAUGUAAAUACUAUUUUCUCAUUUUCAGACCAUCAACCUUUUCAUUUAGGCCUAAAAAUGGGGCAUUCUAGCCCCAGUUUAAAGAGAGCACUAAUUUAAGAAAAUUGCCCCAGUGUCAGUGUAAUUUAAGCCAUUUGUGUAUAUGGUCCAUUUGACUUAAACUCUGAGAAAAUUAGUCUAGGGUUACCUUUCCAAGAAUUAUAAGAUUGCUUUGAUGAAUUAUUUCCAUGUUUUAUAAUUUCCAAUUAGGGCUCGGCCCGGCUGUAAAACUCACAAUCAAAAAUUGUUUUGGACAAGAUACAUCUGAAUCUUCAUCACCAAACUUUAAAGGGUGACGCAUAUUGUAUAGCAAAUCGAACGCUCGUUUCU
This is a messenger RNA of Owenia fusiformis, 2192 nucleotides long. Lineage: Eukaryota; Metazoa; Annelida; Polychaeta; Sabellida; Oweniidae. The record is from the annotation of a GenBank genome assembly.